UUUGAGAAUCCAUUGAUCACAGGAAAAUUGAAGGCACCCACUGCUGGGUGUCUCUAGUAUCCUGGGUUUAGAGUGUGUCUCUUGCCCGGCAAAGGGGCUGUUUCCUCAAAGUGCAAUUGCUGGCUGGUGAAGCUGUCGGGCAUAACUUGCCUAGGCACAGGCGCUGUAGAUCCACGGGUGUGUGCACAGGCAACCCGUGCUGUGUGGAGUAGCUCCACGCACUCUGCAGGGCGAUUGAGAAAGGAGCUUCUAUUCAGCAGAAUGGUGGAAUGGAACGCCCUGGGAACUGCAGGUCGGCAACCAAAACCCAAAGGAAGCCGGCACCAAGGCGUAAGGAUGACAGCGCGGACCUGAAAUGCCAGCUUCAGUUUGCCAAAGAGGAAGCCUCCCUGAUGCGCAAGAAGAUGGCCAAGCUAGGCCGGGAAAAGGACGCGUUGGAGCAGGAACUGCAGAAGUACAAGUCCCUCUACGGUGACGUGGACAGCCCCCUCCCCACAGGGGAGGCGGGUGGGCCCCCCAGCACCCGGGAGGCAGAGCUGAAGCUGCGGCUGAAGCUGGUGGAGGAGGAAGCCAACAUCUUGGGCCGGAAGAUCGUGGAACUGGAGGUGGAAAACCGUGGCCUCAAAGCAGAGAUGGAGGACAUGCGGGUUCAGCACGAGCGGGAGGGGACAGGCAGGGACCACAUGCCAAGCAUUCCUACCUCACCCUUCGGGGACUCGCCGGAGUCCUCCACGGAGCUCCGCCGGCACCUGCAGUUUGUGGAGGAAGAAGCCGAGCUGCUGAGGAGGUCCAUAUCCGAGAUCGAGGACCACAAUCGGCAGCUGACCCACGAGCUGAGCAAGCUCAAGUUUGAGCCUCACCAGGAGUCGUCAGGGUGGCUCGGGGACGGCGGCGUAGCUAAGGGUCCCGGGUCGAGCGUUCCCCUGCAGGAGGAGCUGAAGUCAGCGUGGCUGCAGAUCGAUGAGCUGAGCGGGAAAGUACUGAAGCUGCAGUUUGAGAACCGGCUGCUGCUGUCCAACGUCCAGCGGUGCGACCUUGCUGCACACCUGGGACUGCACGCACCGAGUCCUCGAGACAGCGACGCGGACAGUGAUGCCGGCAAGAAGGAGAGUGACGGGGAGGAGGGCCGCUUGCCGCAGCCAAAGCGAGAAGGCCCUGUCGGCGGCGAGAGUGACUCGGAGGACAUUUGCGAGAAGACCUCAGGGUUUGGGAGCGGGAAGCCUUCAGAGGCGAGUGAGCCGUGCCCAGCAGAACUCUUCAGAGUCCGGGAAGACACCGAGUGCCUGGUGACCAUAAAGCAGGAGGCCCAGCGGCUUGAGCGGACAGUGGAGCGCCUCAUCGCCGACACAGACGGUUUCAUCCACGAUUCAGGCCCGCGGGGCAGGGGAUUGGCCUCGCCUGGGGUCCAAGGUGAAGGUGAGGGCAGCCAGAACGAGCCCCACUUGUUGGAGACCAUCAACGCGAAGAUGAAGGCUUUCAGGAAGGAGCUGCAAGCCUUCCUGGAGCAGAUGACCCGGAUGGUGGACGGUCUGUCGCCCUUAUCCCACCUCACAGAGUCAUCCAGCUUCCUCUCCACCGUGACUUCUGUGUCCCGGGACUCCCCCAUCGGGACCCUGGGGAAGGAGCUGGGCCCAGACUUGCAGUCCAAAUUGAAAGACCAGCUGGAGUGGCAGCUCAGUCAGGAUCCAGGGGACGAGAGAGAGGGCCUGCGCCUCCGAGCCACUCGGGAACUGCACCGGCGUGCUGACGGGGAUCCCGGGAGCCUUGGGCUGGGAGGACAGAGCUGUCUCGGCCUAGAGAGUGUGUCGCUGGAAGAGCUACAGGGUCAGCUCGCCCAGGCGGCCAGACUGCAUCAAGAGGAGACAGAGACAUACACAAACAAGAUCCGUAAGAUGGAGGAGGACCACCUCUACGCCUUGCGGUGGAAAGAGCUGGAGAUGCACAGCCUGGCCCUGCAGAACACCCUUCACAAGCGGACCUGGAGCGACGAGAAGAAUCUGCUGCAGCAGGAGCUCCGGUCCUUGAAGCAGAACAUUUUCCUUUUCUAUGUCAAGCUCAGGUGGCUGCUGAAACACUGGCGCCAAGGGAAGCAGAUGGAGGAGGGAGGAGAGGAUUUCGCGGAGAGCGAACAUCCAGAGAACGUGCCUGGGUUUGCUGAGCUCGGUGUCCAGGGCGGUCACCAGACAGAUGGAGCAGACCAAGACGAUGCUGAGCGAGGCUGCGGCCUUCCCUUGGGAGAGCAUGCCUCACGCUCUCCAGUACAGAUCAGUGAACACGGAUCACGGCUGCAGACUGCAGAUGGGGGACCACUCAACAGGCAGGUUGCAGAAAAUCAGCAGCUGUUCAGGGCCCUCAAGGCCCUGCUGGAGGACUUCCGCUCGGAGCUGCGGGAAGAUGAGCAUGCGCGGCUCCGGCUGCAGCAGCAGUACGCCAGCGACAAGGCUGCCUGGGAUGUGGAGUGGGCUGUACUUAAGUGCCGCCUGGAGCAGCUGGAAGAGAAGGCUGAGAAAAGCUUGGGAGAGCUCGACUCCUCUGCGGAGGGCAAAGGGACCUUGAAGAAGGAGAGAGAGGUCCACCAGAAGCUGCUGGCCGACAGCCACGGCCUGGUCAUGGACCUGCGUUGGCAGAUCCAUCACCGGGAGAAGAACUGGAACCGAGAGAAGGUGGAGCUGCUGGAACGCCUGGACAGCGAGCGGCAGGAGUGGGGGCGACAGAAAGAGGAACUCCUGUGGCGGGUGGAGCAGUUGCAGAAAGAGAACAGCCCCCGGAGAAGCGGCAGUUUCCUCUGCAGUCAAAAGGAAGACGACGCCCGCCCUUUUCCACACCAAGGAGACCUCCGUGCUCCCCGGCCUGUGUCCAUGUGGCCCUGUGCAGACACUGAUUCCAUCCCAUUUGAAGACCGGCCGCUUUCCAAACUGAAGGAGUCGGACCGGUGCUCGGCCAGCGAGAACCUGUACUUGGACGCUUUGUCCAUGGACGAUGACCCAGAGGAUCCUCCACCCCUCAGGAACUGCCUUGCCAAGGAAGAAGAAAGUCGCAAGGGAAAUCUUCAAAGGGCUGUGUCUGUGUCCUGUAUGUCUGAAUUCCAACGUCUGAUGGACGUCUCCCCAUUCCUGCCUGAGAAGGGCCUACCAUCUGCCAGCAGCAAGGAGGAUGUCACCCCACCCCUGUCUCCCGAUGACCUGAAGUACAUCGAGGAGUUCAACAGCAAAAACUGGGACUAUGCUUCCCCAAGGGCUGGGACCGAUAGGCCUCCAGACCCCUGGGCAGACAGGACCGAGGUGGGGCGGGUAGGACAUGACUCCACCAUGGAGCCUUUCCCUGACUCCUCCUGGUACCUGACCACAAGUGUCACCAUGACGACAGACACCAUGACCAGCCCGGAGCACUGCCAGAAGCAGCCACUGCGGAGCCAUGUCCUCACUGAGCAGUCUGGGGUGCACGUAUUGCACAGCCCCCCCGCUGUCCGCCGGGUUGACAGUAUCGUGUCGGGUGGUGAGGGCAGGAGCCGAGUGGACCCCGAGGGCCCCUUUCCUAUGAGCAGAGCGAGAGGGAACCUGGCAGAUGCCAAGGGAGGUCAUCCGGAACCUGUGCUCUACAGGUGGCCUUGCACCCCACCCAGACACUCCCGAGACUAUGUGGAGGGGUCUCUCCGCCCCCUAGAGAAACCUGUCUGCCCUUCCCUGGGGUUCCCCUCCCCAUUGCACAGCCUAGAUAUGUCUAGGAACAUGAGUGACGACAUGAAGGAGGUGGCCUUCUCUGUUAGGAAUGCCAUCUGCUCUGGUCCCGCCGAACCACAAGUCAGGGACAUGGCCUGCCAGACCAACGGGUCCUGGACAGCAGGAACACAGACCGUCCAGACAAUCAGUGUGGGCUUGCAGACUGAGGCCCUGCGUGCCGGCGGGGUCACCAGCAGCCCCCACAAGUGUCUCACUCCAAAAGCCGGAGGUGGCACUACACCCGUGUCUUCUCCUUCCCGAAGCCUUAGGAACAGACAGGUGGCCCCUGCUAUCGAGAAGGUGCAGGCCAAGUUUGAACGUACCUGCUGCUCCCCAAAGUACGGUUCUCCCAAGCUUCAGAGGAAGCCCCUGUCCAAAGCUGAUCAGCCAAAUAGCAGGACCUCGCCAGGCAUGGCCCAGAAAGGGUUCAGCGAGUCAGCCUGGGCCCGCUCCACCACCACCAGGGAGAGCCCCGUGCACACCACCAUCAACGACGGCCUCUCCAGCCUCUUCAACAUCAUUGACCACAGUCCUGUUGGGAUGCGAGCUGGGAGCCGUUCCCGCUCGGCAGAACCUCGACAGGACCUGGGUCCAGGCCAGGAAACGGGCACCAGUUCCCGAGGAAGGUCCCCCAGCCCCCUAGGCAUGGGCUCAGAGGUGUGCAGGGAGGAUGGGGGAGAGAACACACCAGUGAGACAGGACUUAUCUGCCCCCCCUGGCUACACGCUCACUGAGAAUGUAGCCCGGAUCCUCAACAAAAAGUUGUUGGAGCAUGCCUUAAAGGAGGAGAAGAAGCUAGCCGCCCAUGGCCCCUCAGGACUCACCAGCGACAGCCACAGCGGAGAAGCAGGACCAGCUGAACCAGGAUCCAUGGAGGAACUACCUUGUUCUGCACUCGCGCCAUCCCUAGAGCCCUGCUUCUCCAGGCCAGAGAGACCAGCCAACCGCCGCCUUCCAUCCCGUUGGGCCCCACCCUCCCCCGCCGCCUCACCGACUCAGUCACCUGGAGACCGAGUGUCCUUGGAGGAACACAGUGAGGAGGAGCCACCGGAGGAGAAGCCACACCCGUGACGUGAUGCAAGCUUGCACGAAUUACCACCAGAAUAAUUCACUGUAAUUUGCACAACCAGACCAUCACCAUCCACCCAGCUCUGCCCCAGAGGGAAGAUGUAGCCUUUCUCAAGGUCAAUGGAUGUCUUUAAACACACACGGCUGCUGAAUGUUCAACCUGGUAAACUGAGAUGUUUCGGCCAUGAAACAGAAAAAAAAAAAAUGUGCCUGUAAUAAUUUUUUUCAUAGCUCAGAAAACUAUUUUUGCCUCCAUCUUUUUUUACACACAAUAUAUUAAACAAAAAGGUAAAUAAGGUAUAAGUAGAUUUAAGAGUUUUAAUAUGUACAUCUUAAGAGAUUCCGAGCAACCUUGUUCCCAAUCCUGCUGCCUCUGUUCAAUUUGCACUGUUUCGUUACGCUUGGGGUUCUCACCAUUGAGUUCAGAGCACUCUAAGUUAAACUUCAUUCUGUUCAGUGUUAAAAAAAGAGUCUUUUUUAAUGCUUGAGACUGCCCAACUCUGUGAACUCUUUGUAGUGAAAAGGCCACGAGGCCAGAAGACAAGAGCAUCUGUCAUCUGGAAGGACGCAGGUCAACAAUUGUGAAAAGGUACGGAGUCCAUGAGAUGGACUUAAGACUCACUGUGUGACCCAUGAACUCUGCCUGCUGCACAUCCUCGGGCGCCUGUACAUACACUGCUCCGUCCCGGCCCUCACCUGCGUGUGUGUGUGCGUCAGUCUGACCCACUGUGAGUUGUUGUAAAGUUCCUUGUACCGCACUGUUCCUGUUGGUCCCCUGUACCAGUGAGACGACGGCACCGUUUUUAAGUUAUUGUUAAAACGUUAACUGACGGUGUACAAAGCUCACUCGACAUUUUCUUGUUUAAGGAAAAGCACUACAAAAAAAGAAACAAAAACCCAUGAGGAUGCCAAAUUGAGACAAAUGAUGGUGCCUCAGAGUCUGUCUGAGACCAUGAUGAUACAGAAAUAAAGUCCUUACAA
This is a messenger RNA of Alexandromys fortis (reed vole), 5768 nucleotides long. It is a transcript of the gene Mtcl1, whose product is annotated as microtubule crosslinking factor 1. Lineage: Eukaryota; Metazoa; Chordata; Mammalia; Rodentia; Cricetidae. Gene Ontology annotation, cellular component: apicolateral plasma membrane; microtubule bundle; lateral plasma membrane. Gene Ontology annotation, molecular function: microtubule binding. The coding region runs from base 270 to 4790 and encodes 1506 amino acids. The transcript is spliced from 12 exons. Gene Ontology annotation, biological process: microtubule bundle formation; establishment or maintenance of epithelial cell apical/basal polarity; regulation of autophagy. The record is from RefSeq and is a predicted model, not a curated record.